Trichomonas vaginalis G3 is the source of this 444-nucleotide messenger RNA. RefSeq lists its product as uncharacterized. Lineage: Eukaryota; Parabasalia; Trichomonadida; Trichomonadidae. The annotation marks the transcript as partial. The transcript has a single exon. The record is from RefSeq and is a predicted model, not a curated record.
AUGAUUGACCCAAUUGAUAAAAUUAUUGAAGAAACAUUUGUUUAUAAAAUUGACAUGCUUCAUAAUCUUUCUUUAUCAUCGAAUGCUUCAAUGAUUCGUUACGCUUUAGCAUAUAAAGACUUUAAUCCUAAUGAAAAAUAUCCUGAGGAAGAGAUAGAAUCAAGUUUUGAAUUAACGAAAAAGUAUUGGAAAUAUAAAAUUGAAUCAUAUAAGAAACAAGAUGAAAAAGCAGAAAGGGAUACUAAAAAUAAUGUUUCAAUGGAUGAUUUUCAAUACUAUCACGAUUUAAUCCUUUCAUCUAAAUGCAAAAUGUGUGGUAAAGCGUUUACAUAUGCAAAUAAACCAACAUUGGAUAGAAUCGAUAAUGAAAAACCACAUACCAAAGAAAAUUGUCAGUUAAUGUGUUGUUAUUGCAAUGUCGUGAAAUCAAAUAAAGAUGAAGAU